This is a messenger RNA of Penicillium brevicompactum, 1110 nucleotides long. RefSeq lists its product as uncharacterized. The record is from RefSeq and is a predicted model, not a curated record. Lineage: Eukaryota; Fungi; Ascomycota; Eurotiomycetes; Eurotiales; Aspergillaceae. Bases 1 to 1110 code for a protein of 369 amino acids. The transcript is spliced from 2 exons.
AUGGAACUCCACAAACCCUCUCAUGCCUCAUCGCGAUCGGGUUCUGCCACAUUCCCACUAUCCCAUUCCUCAUCCCAUCGAGAAUCCCCCGACACCUCCAGCCGAUCCCAAGCCUCCGACGACCGCCAGACCUCCCCGCGCUCGCAAAGAGGUCUUGCGCAGCCCGUUCCCACUCUCACACCCAGCCAGGAAGGCCGCCGACACAAGCACAGCAAGUCGCGGGAACUGCGAUUCCCGCGGCAGGUGAGCCAUCUCGCCUCGGCCAGCGCGCGCGGAUUGUUACCGACCUGGUCGUCGAAGGAUAAGGAUCAGGUAUUACUGAGGCCCGAGGGACGAUGGGGAUCUGAGUCAACAGUCAGUCGCAGAGGCAGUCUCGUUGAGGAGCGCUUAGGACCCGUCAGGGGGAUUCAGUCAUUAGGGGAUUUGGAGAAGGUCAAGAAUAGAAGGAAGAUCGGAGAGGAAUAUCUCCGGUCUGCUUUGACGUCAAUUGGGACCUUGGCCACGGACGCUACGCGUCGACUUGAUUACACUUAUUACAACCUGCUAGAGAAGAUCACGGCGCUGAACUCGACAAUUUCCUCGUUUCAGGAACUUUCCGAUUCGGCCUCAACAUUGUUAAAUGACUUUGAGCGCGAAACGACCGGGUUGGAUCAAGAUAUUCGCAAACAAAUCAACGAUCUGCAAGGGUUCCAACCGCAAGUUGAAAAGGCCGAUGCGCUGGAGCAGCGCAUGAAAGCCGGCCAACAAAGUGUGGAAGAACUCGGCAAGCGCCUCGAAACUGUACGACAUGAGAUCGACAGCUGGGAGCGACGGGAAACGGAGUGGCAAACGAAAACUACGCGGCGACUCCGAAUAUGGGGCAUUGUGUUGGGGGCCGUGGUGGUGCUUGUGCUCGCUUUGGCCUUCCAGCAAAAUCAUAUGAAUCGGAACGCGUUCCGUGAUCCCCAGCGGGCGCACUUGAUGGACUCCGUAUCACCCGUGGGAUCAGGGACUGGCGCAGGGCCUACGUUCCCGCCCAUCCUAGCGGAUCGUCGUCAAAGUUUGGCGAGGGCUGGUCCCACUCCAACCCCUACGAUGUAUGACCCUCUUCGUGUACUGGAUGAACUGUGA